UUUUCGGUUCGUUCGGGCAAGAGUCUUUGCAGCUGUUGCGCCGUUGCGCGUGAUCGUGCGCCUCGCGCCUGUAAUGCCAACCGGCAAUCUGUACGAAAGGAAACAACGAGACGCUCUGUGGCGUCGAAGCCUGGGCCCAACAGCUUGAAAAAUGAGGGCGCCGACUCAGAGAGCUACCCUGGUCGCUGACAGAGCCGUGAGCACAGCCGCGACAGGGGAGGGAGAUGAGGAGGGCCCCCUUAAAACAUGCUGCAGCCCCUCACCUCGAAGGCAGGGACCCUGCUGGAGAGCGCGCCGCACGUGCGCCGGUCCUGGGCCCCGGGUCGGCCUGGCCAGCACCGCCGUGGAGCUGCAGAGGGCGGCGCCCGGUGCUCACGCCGCGCCCGGGAAGGCGGCGGCGAAGACGUCCGAGUAGUCCGACGCGUAGGUGACCUCGAGGCCCUCGCGCAGGUACUCCGGGAGCUCGUCGAAGUCCCGCUUGUUCGCCUGCGAACGCGAGGGGUCGAGGAGGGGAUCGGAGGGCGGAGGAGAGACACGGGGGGGGUGAAAGGGCAGGAGGGAUCAUGCUGAGGGUACUGCUGGGGGAACGUCAUGUCCCUCUCCACUUUCCCCUGCGCGGCGACGGCAGGGGCGAGGACGGAGGAACGGGAGGGACGUGGGAGGACCAGUGCGGGCGUUUGAAUUACCGCUGCCCGUUGUUGGUCCUUUUGCGCUGAAUCGG
This is a messenger RNA of Prorocentrum cordatum, 721 nucleotides long. The record is from the annotation of a GenBank genome assembly. Lineage: Eukaryota; Dinophyceae; Prorocentrales; Prorocentraceae.